Molecule: messenger RNA, 1411 nt
Organism: Heterotrigona itama
Lineage: Eukaryota; Metazoa; Arthropoda; Insecta; Hymenoptera; Apidae
Source: the annotation of a GenBank genome assembly
AUGGGACCAUUACCACCACCGCCACCACCUGGUUUUGUUCCACCACCACCAACUGGCCAUCCGCCACCAUAUCAGCCAUCCAGCGAACCAAGUAAGUUAUAUGAAAAAAUUUGAAGUAUUAAAAUGAUAAGAUCGUAAUCUUGUAGUGACCUUAAAUGCUAGAUAGUACCUGUAGGUAGUCUGGAAGCCAAGAAAGUAUAAAUAUGCAUAAAACGAUUUAACGAUUAAAAUCCAGGAUUAGGUAUCAUCGCUGCAUGGGGACUAUAAUGGUACUGGUAGCAUAUGGUAUAACGGUUUGGGUCGUCGUCCUAUAUAUUGACAGCUUCAUCUCCAUGUAGCAGCCUCUGAUAAUGACGUACCAUGUUGCUUCACAACUUGGAGAGUCAGCUAAGCAAACUUACCAAAUGGGUGGGUUCAAUUUGUUGAAUGACUCACAAAAUGAGGAUAAAGUUUUUUUUCAUGUUCUGUAUUGUAUUUGCGUAUAACAUAUUUCCUGGAUUCUAGAGAGUAAAAUGUUCAAAAGUGAAACCUAUCUAGGGCAAAAGUUCAAUUGAUCAUUGAUCAUAUACACGUAUGCAUAUUAUAUAUGUAUGUACUACAGCAUGCUAUUUGAAGUAUUUCAUAAAUAAUAUUAAAAUAUAUUCUUUAAUACGAUAAUUGAUUCUAAAUAUUAUCACUUUAGUCUGUGUAAAAUUGCAAUACAUUAAUUCAUCAACUUUUAUAGAAUUUCCAUGAUCUAAAUAAAUAGUUGUUCAAUAUUCAACAUCAAAAACAGUCGUGACUUUUGUCAUGAGAAAAUUUUUACAACAUUAAUAUUAAUCUCUAUAUUUUACGUUUUUAUAAAUCUGCUAUAUAUGUAUAUAUUAGUGAUUAUUGCUGUUAUAUCAAUUAAAAGGCUUACCUAAGAAUAUAUUUUUUGCAGGUACUGUUGUGUUAACUUCUAUGCAAUUUGGUUCACAACCGCAGUAUGUAAUAUGUCCCCAUUGUCGGACGCAUGGCCUGUCGACAGUUGAAACUGGACCAAAUGCAACAACUCAUGCUUUCGCAUUACUAUUGUGUAUUUUUGGGUAAUUAUAAUUUGCGAUUCAUUUUUGAUUUUUAAGAAGAAUAAAAUUUAAUUAUAUUUACAAUUAUUUCUAGACUUUGGUGUUGUGUUCCUUGUCCUUAUUGCAUGGACACUUGCUUGGCAAAGAAACAUUAUUGCAGUUCUUGCAAAGCAUAUUUAGGAGAAAGUAAAUAAUAUAAGCGUGCUAAUGUACUAAAGCUACUAAAGUAUUAUCAAAGCUAUUUUCUUAUAAUAUAUAUGUAUUAUAAUACAUAUUAUUGUGAUUUUCUAUAAGAUGUAAACAAUAUUUUAUAUAUAUUUACAUAUUUAUAUAUAUUUAUAUAUAUAUAAUUAAUAGAUGAGUAA